AUGAAGAGACUUUCCAGCUCCGAUUCUUUAGGUGCUCUCAUCACAAUCUGUCCACAAACAGAGGAACAUAGUCCGAGGAACAACAACAGCAACAACAACAACGUGUAUGGAAGGGAAUUUCAGUCGAUGUUGGAAGGACUUGAGGAAGAAGGAUGUGUUGAAGAAGUAGGACAGAAGAAACGAAGACUGAGUGUGGAUCAAGUGAAGGCUUUGGAGAAGAAUUUUGAAGUUGAAAACAAGCUUGAACCAGAUAGGAAAGUGAAGCUUGCUCAAGAACUUGGUUUGCAACCAAGACAAGUUGCGGUUUGGUUUCAAAACCGUCGUGCUAGAUGGAAAACCAAACAAUUGGAAAGAGAUUAUGGAGUUCUUAAAGCUAGUUUUGAUUCACUUAAGGUUAAUUACGAGUCACUUCAACGUGAUAAUGAAACCUUACUCAAAGAGGUUAAGGAAUUGAAAUCAAGAUUACAAUUGGAAGAAGAAAACACAACAACAGAAAGUGAUGUUUGUGUAAAAGAAGAGUUGAUAACAUUGCAAGACACCGAAAACAUUGCUUCCGAUGAACCCGCCAUUCUUAGAUCCGAUUCUAAGGACAUCAAUUACGACUGUUACAAAAACAGUGAUGUAGUAGCUUCUCUGUUACCUAUGGAUUUGAAAGACGGUUCUUCAGAUAGCGACUCAAGCGCAAUUUUGAACGAAGAAAACAAUAACAGUCCCAAAGCUGCGAUUUCUUCAUCCGGGGUUCUUCAAAAUCAAAGCUUUUUGAUGUCUAAUGGAUCCUCUUCGUUGAAGUUGGAUGGUUCUUCGUCUUCUUCGCCAUCUUCGAUGAGUAAUUGUUUUCAGUUUCAGAAUGAGUAUCAGACACAGUAUGUGAAAAUGGAAGAGCAUAAUUUUCUUAGUGCUGACGAGACUUGUAAUUUCUUUUCCGAUGAACAACCACCGACGCUUCAAUGGUAUUGUUCGGAAGAGUGGAAUUAA
Lathyrus sativus (Indian pea) is the source of this 975-nucleotide messenger RNA. The record is from the annotation of a GenBank genome assembly. NCBI's taxonomy places the organism in Eukaryota, Viridiplantae, Streptophyta, Magnoliopsida, Fabales, Fabaceae.